Molecule: messenger RNA, 2458 nt
Organism: Paramuricea clavata
Lineage: Eukaryota; Metazoa; Cnidaria; Anthozoa; Malacalcyonacea; Plexauridae
Source: the annotation of a GenBank genome assembly
AUGGCGACCGAUGCAUAUUUUGAUGAUAUUAAAAGUCUCAAAGCAGGACAAAUGUUAAACUGCGAAAUAAUUCAAUCGCUUGCAGAGUCUGUUCAUGAUUUAGCGUCUGUAAUUUCUCGAGUGAAAGGAAAUGAAGUAAAGAAUAACAGUAAUUUUAGUAAAAACACAGAAAAAUCUGAUGUUAAGCAGUCUGAGUAUGCAAAUUUUACUAAUACUAAAAGUUCCUUUGUCUUGGAAGAAUUGACGGAUUCGCCUAUGAACAAUAACAAUAACAAUAACAAUGAUCGCAUUUCGCCUAUGAAAGAAAACGUUCCUGAAUCUAAUGAUAACGAUAUGUCCUACAUCAAUUUAAUAUCGCUUAUGAACAAUAACAAUAACAAUGAUCGCAUUUCGCUUAUGAAAGGGAACGUUCCUGAAUCUAAUGAUAAUGAUAUGUCCCACAUUAAUUUAAAUGAGUUAAGUACUGGCGCAAGUAAAGAUGGAAGUAUUGAUGAACAAUCCAGAUCUCCAAGAACCUAUGCUCAAGUGGCAAAAUCUCAUCCCUCUGUUAACAGGAGUAAUGGCAAACCCAGUACGGAUAAUACAGACAAUAUUAUGCAAGUCCCUGCAGCUCGGAAAAUGAAUGAACGAAUUGAUGAUAGUGAUGGGUUUAUUGGGGUUAAACGAAAGCGAAAUAGAAUUAAAAAGUUCUUCUUGUCCGGGAUUGCUGAGAAUGUUAAAGAUCAGGAUAUUCUAUGCUAUUUGGAAAAGCGAAAGGUAAUACCAACUUACUUAUUUCUAUUUAAAAGUAAACGGAAAGGUUCAAUUUCUGCUAAACUUCAUGUCCAAGCAAAUGUAUGCCUCUUGAUUGAAAACGAAACCUUCUGGCCCAAGUUUGUGAAAUGCAAACCGUGGAAACUAGCAUCUACUGAUGGUAGAAACGACAGCCCCCCAGAGGGAAUCCUUUCAACGUAUGUAUAAUGGCUCAAAUUCCCAUCAGAAUGUCUCCGCGAUGGCAAAGGAUUAGGCAGAUGAAGCGUAAUCCUCAAAAUACAAUAUCUGUAAACAUUUCGCAUGCAGUUAACCCAAACAUCGUAAUGAAUAACCAAAAACAUUCAUUUAACAAAAUAAAGUUAUCUCAUCUCAACGCGCAGUCAGUUAGAAACAGAAAUCAUUUAAUUCAAGUACGAGAACUUGUCGUUGACGAGAAAAUAGAUAUCUUGGCAUUAUCAGAGACAUGGCUAAAUACGUCCACGACUAAUGCCGAGAUAAAAAUUCAGGAAUACACUUGAUCGUAAGCACAAAAAGGGUGGCGGCGUAUGUAUUUACGUCCGUAAUGACUUCAAAACAAAAGUUUUGAAAAAUCUCUCGUAUAUUUCUCCAGUAGGUUUCCAUCAACUUUGGUUACAAGUGCAAGUGAAUAAAAACAAAUCUAUGAUUGUUUGCGUUACUUAUAGACCACCUGACUGCCCGGUUACAUGUAUACGGGAUGAACUUAAACCUAAAUUCAUUGAGGCUUUGUUACUGGGAAAAGAAAUCAUUAUUUUGGGCGAUAUGAAUUGCAAUCUCCUUAAAACAUCUUGUUAUGAGUCUAAAAUAUUAUUAGAUACUUGCUCCGAACUACACCUGACCCAACUUAUUAAAGAUCCAACGAGAAUUACAUCUCAAACAAGUUCAUUACUUGACGUUAUUAUGAUUUCGUCCUCCUCUAAAGUUAAAAGUAGCGGGGUUGUUGACAUUGGUAUUAGCGAUCAUUCUAUGAUAUACUGUAUACUUAAACUUAGAGCUGAUAAGCCUCGACCUGAAUACAAGGAUGUGAGGAGUUUUAAGAACUACAACUCCCAGAGUUUCAAGGCAGAACUGUCUCAACUUCCGUUUCAUGAAACCUAUCGCAUUAGUGAUGUAAAUGCGAAAAUUGAUCAUUUCAAUCAAUUGUUCAUAAAUACUCUGAACAAACACGCGCCUAUCAAACACAUCAGAAUUAAAGGCAGACUUAAUCAGUUUAUUAAUAAAGAAUUAAAGUGCACGAUGAAACUGAGAGACAAAAAGCUGAGAAUUUUCCGCCUCUCACGUAACGCGGAAGAUUGGGACGUCUAUAGGCAACUUAGGAAUUCUAUAAAAACAUCUUUAAGAGCAGCAGAGUCCAACUUUGUCCGGAAUCAAAUUGAGGAAUAUAAAGGUAAUUCAAGAUCUAUGUGGAAAGUGAUUAGGGGGUGUCUGCCAAGCAAAGAUUCAGAAAAACCCGUUUACAAGAAAGACCACAAAAAAUUAGCCAAUGAAUUUAAUGAAUAUUUUGCUUCUGUGGGGAAGAUUGCAGCCGACAAGGUCAAGAGACUUGCGGAAGUUAACAACAUUCAGAUGACAACUGCUUUACCACCUGCAAGACACCGAUCUUCUCUUGAUCUGUUUGAAUUUAGAACAGUCACACCUGAUGAAGUUAGAACAAUUAUUUUAAAUAGUCCAUCAAACAAAGCUCCAG